Molecule: messenger RNA, 2736 nt
Organism: Labrus mixtus (cuckoo wrasse)
Lineage: Eukaryota; Metazoa; Chordata; Actinopteri; Labriformes; Labridae
Gene: kcmf1
Product: potassium channel modulatory factor 1
Exons: 7
Coding region: 169-1338 (389 amino acids)
Biological process (GO): synaptic signaling
Cellular component (GO): plasma membrane
Molecular function (GO): zinc ion binding
Source: RefSeq, a predicted model, not a curated record
GGGAGGGGAAGCAGAACAAACUGUAAGCUGGCUGGCGGAUCCAUCUUGCUCGAAAAAAGAGGCGAGGGUCGAAGCUUUUUUUCCCCCCCAGUUUAGUGUCUAAAAGACCGCGCCGCUCCCCCCAUUAAUCGCGUUGGGGAGCCCGAGGAGGGGGGCUCUGUUUGUAGGAUGUCCCGACAUGAGGGUGUGAGCUGUGACGCGUGUUUAAAAGGGAACUUUAGAGGAAGACGGUUCAAGUGUUUAAUUUGCUACGACUACGACCUGUGCGCAUCGUGCUACGAGAGCGGAGCCACGACAACAAGACACACAACAGAGCACCCCAUGCAGUGUAUAUUAACCAGGGUAGACUAUGACUUGUAUUAUGGAGGAGACACUUUUUCAGUAGAGCAACCCCAGUCAUUCACAUGUCCUUACUGUGGCAAAAUGGGCUAUACGGAGACGUCCCUACAGGAGCACGUCACCUCAGAACAUGCAGAGACUUCUACAGAGGUGAUCUGUCCAAUAUGUGCGGCCUUGCCAGGAGGCGAUCCUAACCACGUCACAGACGACUUCACAGCUCACCUCACACUUGAACACAGAGCGCCAAGAGAUUUAGAUGAGUCCAGCAGUGUUCGACAUGUACGCAGGAUGUUCCACCCCGGUAGAGGGCUUGGCGGUCCUAGAGCACGGCGGACAAAUAUGCACUUUACUAGCGGCUCCACAGGGGGACUUUCAUCCUCCUCAUCACAGAGCUCCACCUACACCCCCAGUAACAGAGAAGCAAUGGACCCCAUUGCAGAGUUGUUGUCUCAGCUGUCAGGUGUGCGGCGUGCGGCGGGGGGCCAGAUAAACUCAUCGGGGCCUUCAGCCUCUCAGCUCCAGCAGCUCCAGAUGCAGCUGCAGUUGGAGCGCCAGCAGGCCCAGGCAGCACGUCAGCAAGUGGAGACAGGCCGGCACGCCACGCGACGCAGCAACAACCCGGGCAACUCUGGCACCACCAUCCCUCCACCCAGCACAGCAACCGCCAACACUGCCACUGUGGGUGAAAACAACCCGUCGUCCUCGUCCCACAGCUCCCAGUUCCUAUUAGCACGGUUAAAUGAACCUAAGAUGUCUGAAGCAGAGCGUCAGUUUCUAGAAGGAGAGCGCGCAGACCGCAGCCUGUUCGUCCAGGAGCUGCUCCUGUCCACGCUGAUGCACGAGGAGAGUUCUUCCUCCGACGAGGAGGAGCGCCGAGACUUCGCCGACUUCGGAGCGAUGGGCUGCGUGGAAAUCAUGCCUUUAGAUGUUGCGCUGGAGAACCUCCAGCUCAGAGAGAGCCGCUCUACGGGGAAGGAGCCUCCGCCGCCUCCUCUUUGAUGUCCGAGCAUCAAGCAGACUGUGUCCUCUCUGCUGCAACUGUCAGUGAUGGGCAGCAAACAGCAGCAGUCCUCCCUGGCCUCCUCCCUCUCCUCCCUCCCUCCCUCCCUCCCUCCUCUAUUUUCUGAGUUUGUUUUUGGUGAUUGUAAUUUCAGGCCUGUCACCAUUUUUGUUACAUUGUAAACAAAAAUAAAUGAGAGAAAGUGGGAUAAAUGUGCGAGUGCGCUAAAGCAACUGAGUGAACGAGCGAGAGAAGAGAAAUCUAUAAAUAUAUAUAAAAUAUAUAUGAAGUUGAUAAUCAAUCCACAUAACUUUUCUUUUCUUUAUCAGGUUAAUGUUACAGGCAGCUGUGGCACACCUUCGCUUCCUGUGACAUGCAAACGGCUCUCCAUAUAAAUACUCCACAUUCAAAAAGUCAAAGAGGGCCGAGGCUCCUCUCAUGAAGCUGCUGUGUGUGUUCAUGACUAUUACUAAAUAAAAAGUGCUUGGAUGGGCGACCAUUACUACUGCAUGCAGUUCUUUGCAGCGUGCAUGACUUUUAAUGACCUUGUUGUCAUUAAAACUUAAAAAAAAAAAAAAAGAUCCCAAAGCUUUCAACUGUUUUUAAAAAUGGUUAUUUCAAACAUGUUUAAGUCUUGCUAAAUUGAGUUCCUCACAAAAAAAAACUGACAUGCAGAAAUUUAACUAACAAUAUAUGUUGUUAGUUUCUGUUUAAGAGAAGAGAGAAACAAUUGGAUUCAGCUGUAGCUUCUGAAGAAAUGCUGCAAUGUGUGUGUGUGUGCGUGUGUGUGUGCGCGUGUGUGUGUGCGCGCGUGUCUCAGCUCCAGAAUGCCUUUCGUGCAUCCGAUGAAGACUAGGAAGAGAAGAAAAGAGAGUUUGCCUCUGUUUUUUUUUCCUAGAUGUUAAUGUUUAGUGAUAAGCUGUUUAGGCACCGUAAACUUCAUAACUGAUAAAUAAUAACAGUCGCUCUACUACAGUUUGUCUGUUGGUGUUUAACACUUGUCUCUGGUAUCAGACCACGUGCUUUAGAUGGCUUUGUUUGAUUCUUUUUGUUUGUUCUUUGGGUAACAGGAGCUUGAGACCUUCCACACUGCGGUUUUGUUUUCCUCUAUUUGUUUUAUGAGAAGGUAUUCUUUUUUUUUUUCUGCUAAGGUUAGCACUUUCUAUUUAUUCAUGUUUUUUCUUUCUGAUUCUUUUGAGCCUUUAAUCUGAAUAAUGCCACCUUCAUGCCUAUACUUUUACCCUCUAUGUAAAUUACAAUGAGAUGUAUAUGGAAUUUGUGCGUUACCUUUCAUAAUGGUUCUAAGACAUGGGCAAACACUUUUUUUUAAAUCUGUAAAUUUAGAAUACAAUAAAUAUAAACUGCGCACAGCUUUUGAUGAAACCAAGAGACCAUCA